Molecule: messenger RNA, 1154 nt
Organism: Pipistrellus kuhlii (Kuhl's pipistrelle)
Lineage: Eukaryota; Metazoa; Chordata; Mammalia; Chiroptera; Vespertilionidae
Gene: NRTN
Product: neurturin
Exons: 3
Coding region: 424-1017 (197 amino acids)
Molecular function (GO): glial cell-derived neurotrophic factor receptor binding; growth factor activity; receptor tyrosine kinase binding
Source: RefSeq, a predicted model, not a curated record
CCGCCCCCGGCCCCGCGCCGGCCGAGCCGUCCGCGGCGGAGGUGGCGGGAGAGCGCGCCUCGGAGCGGCUGGGAGCGCCCGGGCCCCCCGUCCUGCCGCCCCGGAGCCCCGCGCCGCGCCCCGAGGCCGCCCGCGCCGUCCGUGCGCCCCCCGAGCCCCCCGCCGUCCAGGGCGUCCCCCAGCCCAGCCCCGCCGGCCCGGGAUGGCCGCAGCCCGCGGCUGAGCGAGCCCGGAGGGGGGUCCAUGGCCCGGCCCGCGCCGCGCCCCCCCGGCGGCCGCCCCCUCAGGCCCGGGCCCCCCCAGGCGCCUCGGGCCCCGGCGGCCCGGAUGGCGGCGGCGGCGGCAGGGGCCGGGGCCGGGGCCGGCGCGGGCGGCAGGCGCGGCCACCUCUGACGGGUAGUCGGGCGCCCCAGCAGGCCGAGGAUGCAGCGCUGGAAGGCAGCAGCCUUGGCCUCGGUGCUCUGCAGCUCCGUGCUCUCCAUCUGGAUGUGUCGGGACGGCCUACUCCUCAGCCACCGCCUCGGACCCGCGUUAGCCCCGCUGCGCCGGCCACCUCGAACCCUGGACGCCCGCAUCGCCCGCCUGGCCCAGUACCGUGCACUGCUGCAGGGCGCCCCGGACGCCGUGGAACUGCGCGAGCUGACGCCCUGGGCGGGGCGGUCCCCCAGCGCGCGCCGUCGGACUGGGCCCCGGCGGCGGCGCGCGCGUGCGCGGUCGGGGUCGCGGCCAUGCGGGCUGCGCGAGCUCGAGGUGCGCGUGAGCGAGCUGGGCCUCGGCUACACGUCCGAGGAGACGGUGCUGUUCCGCUACUGCGCAGGCGCGUGCGAGGCGGCCACGCGCGUCUACGACCUGGGCUUGCGGCGCCUGCGCCAGCGGCGGCGCGUGCGGCGGGAGAGGAUUCGCGCGCAGCCCUGCUGCCGCCCGACGGCCUACGAGGACGAGGUGUCUUUUCUGGACACGAACAGCCGCUACCACACGGUGCACGAGCUGUCGGCGCGAGAGUGUGCCUGCGUGUGACCCUACCUCACCGGUCCCGGCCGGACAGCGCCCACGGCUCCAGCCGUCAUACCUCGCGACGGGCUGCCCAUGCGCAGACGAUGCCGUCGAGGUUUCGGGACUCUCGCGAUAACUGUACAGAGAUAAAGUGUGGAAAG